AUGUCGAGUCCUCCGGGCCGUGUGGGGAAUCUGACCCCUGAGCAGGAAGAGAAGCUGUUCGAGCUGUGGAAGCUGAUUUUCCAGAUCUGCGGUGUUGAGGAUGACGGUAGUAGUGAAACGCCGAGUCCUGUGCAAACGCGCACGUCGACAAUCGCGUCAGAGAAGCCUAAGAAAGAGAAGAAGCGAUUAGGGCUUUUCAAGAAGAAGGACAAGAAGGACAAGGAGAAUCUGUCCGAAAAGACAGCAACUCUCGAAGGUAUCAAGGACAACGACCCUGACGAUAAGUAUGGCCACAACAAGGUAUUCCAAGAGACUCUGGCAAACCGGUCCCCCGAGAGCAUACGAGCAUCUCUGUGGGCAAUGAUCAAGAUGGACCAUCCUGACCAAUUGGUCUUGCGCUUCCUCCGGGCACGGAAAUGGGACGUGCAGAAGGCGCUCGUCAUGCUCAUUUCGACCAUGAAGUGGAGACAGGACGCCAAAGUUGAUGACGAUAUCAUGGUCAAUGGCGAGGAGCAUAUGUUCUUGCAGGAGCACCAAGGAGCCACUGAGCGUGAGAAGAAAGAAGCCAAGGAUUUCCUUGAUCAGAUGCGCAUGGGCAAGAGCUUUUCGCAUGGUGUUGACAAGGAAGGAAGGCCGACGACUGUGGUGAGAGCGCGUUUACAUCGUGCCGGAGAGCAGUCCGAGGAGAGCUUGGAGAGGUACACUGUCUAUCUCAUUGAGACGAACCGAUAUUUGCUUUCGGCCCCAGUCGACACCGGUACCGUCAUCUUCGACAUGACCGGCUUCAGCAUGGCGAACAUGGAUUAUACACCCGUCAAGUUCAUGAUCCAAUGUUUCGAGGCUAACUAUCCUGAGAGCUUGGGUGUCGUCUUGGUUCACAAGGCGCCCUGGCUUUUCCAAGGUGUUUGGAAGAUUAUUAAGGGUUGGCUCGAUCCCGUUGUCGCAAGCAAAGUUCACUUCACGAACAACUUGAAAGACAUGUCCGAGUUCCUGACGCCCAGUCGAGUGCCAAAGGAGCUGGACGGUGAAGAUCCGUGGGAGUACCAUUACGUUGAGCCGGUUAUUGGUGAGAACCCGAAGUUGAAAGACACCGACACAAGAGAUACGCUGCUCGAGGAACGGGACGUGCUCUAUGAAGAAUAUGAGCAAAAGACUCUUCAGUGGUUGAAUGAGAAGGAUGCAGGGAAACGUGCAGCUAUCGUGGCAGAGCGCAACAAUCUCGCCACUAAACUCAAGGAGGGAUACUGGACUUUGGACCCGUACAUCAGGGCAAGGUCACUAUACGACAGAGUCGGCAUCUUGAACGCAGGCGGAAAGCUAGACUAUUAUUCGUGGAACAAGGCUGCCCCCGCCAACAGUGCUUCAGGCGCGGCGGCUUCUGCACCAACACUUCCAGAUUCAGCUGCAGAUGACGUAGACUGA
This is a messenger RNA of Truncatella angustata, 1422 nucleotides long. Its product is annotated as CRAL/TRIO domain-containing protein. The transcript is spliced from 2 exons. The record is from RefSeq and is a predicted model, not a curated record. NCBI's taxonomy places the organism in Eukaryota, Fungi, Ascomycota, Sordariomycetes, Amphisphaeriales, Sporocadaceae. Bases 1 to 1422 code for a protein of 473 amino acids.